Molecule: messenger RNA, 2638 nt
Organism: Acaromyces ingoldii
Lineage: Eukaryota; Fungi; Basidiomycota; Exobasidiomycetes; Exobasidiales; Cryptobasidiaceae
Product: FabD/lysophospholipase-like protein
Exons: 7
Coding region: 316-2526 (736 amino acids)
Biological process (GO): glycerophospholipid catabolic process
Cellular component (GO): cytosol
Molecular function (GO): A2-type glycerophospholipase activity
Source: RefSeq, a predicted model, not a curated record
CAGGCUGUGCUGUCGAGCAAAAUUGCUAGCUAGGACGUUUUCUCACUGCUGCUCCACCGGCGCAUGCCUUUGCAUAAGACGCGGAUAUCUGCAUACAGGGCUACCAGCGAAGCCGCUAGCUCCUGAUAGCCAACGAUGCCUCGGUCCCGGCCUGUCGGUGUGCCGUCACAGAUGGGAACGUGCGAUGGCGCACGAGCCACCCUCGCACCUUGACAGUGCCUGGUCUGCCAUGGGGGAACAGUUUGAAUGGUCGAUAGUCGUCCUCAGGAGUUGGUAAGAGACCACAAUCACCUCCUUCCGAGCAUCCUAACGCAAAUGGCAGUGCAAGCCCAGGACACCGGCCUCAAAGAGGAUCAUUCGCAGGCGCUCAACAAGACUUGGCACCCCUUUGGCCAAGACGAGGACCAUGCCGAGGCACAAGAGCAUGCUCAAAAGGGUGACUCGCAGGAGAAGGGCGAUGGGAAGAAAAACCCCAUCUCAGCGUUGGUGAGCGGCUUCAAGAAGCUCAACCCACACCAUCACAAGGACGGAAAGGACAAGCAGGACGGCCAUGAGGACAACGGCGCGGGCAAUGAGAAGAAGGCGGGAGGCUCGCAUCGCUUGUCCAAUCUGAUCCAUCUCCACAGCGAGGUCAAGAGGGACCUCAGCGAUCCCGUGCUCUACCCCGAGCUUGAGAAGGACGCAAUACUUCGCCGUGACAACACCCUGAGUCCUGAAGAGAAGGCCUUCAUCGAUGCAAGGAAGAAGCUCAUCGUCUCCUCGGGAGCGCUGAAGAAGUUCCUCCGUCUACCCGAGGAGGAAGACGUCCAUCCUGAUGACGUGCCCGUCAUUGCUCUUGGUGGUAGCGGUGGUGGAUACAGAGCCUGUCUCGGCUUUCUGGCUUACAUCGAGGAGAUGCAGCAGCAGACUGAUGAAAAGACCCUCGGUGGGAUGUGGGACCUCAUCAUGUACAGCGCAGGCGUCUCUGGGAGCUGCUGGACGCUUGGAGGACUCUACACUUUUGCCAGCAUGCAGGCCUCUUUCCUCCUCGACCACUUUGCGUGCUCGUCGCAGCAUCACCCGCUGUCCAUGUCGGCCAUUGAUGCCGUCGCUCGAAGUGCCAAUGGCAUCUACUUUCAGCUAGCCCCCAUCCUCCAGAAGCUGAAAAUUGGUCACCUGCACCCUGGACCGCUCGAUCUUUACGGCACCUUGGUGACCUCGCACAUCUUCUUUUCGCCUUUGGCCCUCUCUGAGCCACCGAAGCCCCUCUCCACCGAGCCAGACGAGGGUGAGGAGGCAGCGCAAGGGAAAAAGGGCGUCAGUGGACCAUCGCUCCGACGCGAAUGGUUUCAGUUCAGCCGUUGCUUCAAGCGAGCCGGGCUUCAGACGGGCCAGAAUCCGCUACCGCUCCUCACGGCCGUGCGUCACGAGAGGCCCUGGAAGGACUGGCAUUCAGCCGAAGAACCUUUCAAGAACACUAGCAACCAUGACGCAGACGAACACAGCGACCCACACGCAUGGUGGCAGUGGUUCGAGUUCUCUCCCAUCGAAUUUGGAAGCGAUGAGCUCGAGGGCUGGAUCCCAACCUGGAGUUUCGGUAGGCGUUUCGAAAAGGGCACCAGCACGCAGAAGUUGCCUGAACGAAGCCUUAGCCUGGUCCUAGGCAUCUGCACCAGCGCACCAGCAGGGCCACUGGCGGCCUGGCUAGCCACGCUCUACCGCAACCUCCCCAAGGGCGCCUUUGGCACGCGUAUUCGAAAUGCCGCUGACCACUGGGUCGAGGAGCACCCUGACAAGGCAGAGAGACUGCAGUCGCAUCACCCGGUCCACGCAAUGAAUGAGGCCAAUCCUUUCUUUGGUGCUGAAACGAAAGAAGGUCGAGGCCAAGGCUUCGAGAACUCGCCCAGGAUCCACCUCGUCGACGCGGGCAUGUCCAACAAUCUGCCCACCUACUCCUUCUUUCGACCUGGACGAGACGUAGACAUCAUGCUCCUCGGCGACUUUUCCAGCGAUGUCCAGAGCGGCGCUGCUCUGGAACGCAUCGCCGAUUUUGGCCGUACAAAGGGCUUGGAUAUCCAAGAGCGCGUCAAGCUCGAGCCUCUGUCCGAGUGGCCUCAGGAAGAGGACAAGGAUGGCAAGAAGAAGAACAAGACGCUGAGCGCAGAUGAAAUUGCCGAGAGAUUCAAGGGCAGAUACGCCCGGAUCCUCGAUGCCAAGUCGAUCCCGGACGAGGAUCGCACAGAGGAGGAGGGCCCCACGCACGUCGACGAUGAUGGCAUUCGCUACAACAAGCGACACCAGCCACAGGCCACCAACGGCGCCACGCUCAUCUACCUUCCCUUGCUGCCCAACAAGUGCCAACCGGACUAUGACCCGAGCACAGCUUCCUUCUCGAGCAGCUACAACCUCGUGUGGUCGGAGGAAGAAGUCAACAUCAUUCGCAAGACAAGCCGUGCCGACAUUAACGAGGGUGUCGAUGAGAUCCGCAAGGUUGUGCAAGACGUCUACAACGCUAAGAAGGCUGCCCGCCUAUCCAAACAGUCGUAGAGAUUCUCUUAAUUCCUUUUCUCUCUCCCCCCAUGAUUACCGCUAGCUGGCUGGCUGGCUCUCUAGAGGAUGUUGAUCGAAUCGGGUCAAAUUGCUCUAAUUCACACGUGCG